AUGUCAGCUGACCAGGAGAUGAGCCGCCCCGCCUCGCUACCUCCCAGACUCUCUGGAGGCCUCCGUACCCAACAGCCUCCGUACCCAGUGUUACCCAACAGCCUCCGUACCCAGUGUUACCCCACAGCCUCCGUACCCAGUGUUACCCCACAGCCUCCGUACCCAGUGUUACCCAACAGCCUCCGUACCCAGUGUUACCCCACAGCCUCCGUACCCAGUGUUACCCCACAGCCUCCGUACCCAGUGUUACCCCACAGCCUCCGUACCCAGUGUUACCCCACAGCCUCCGUACCCAGUGUUACCCCACAGCCUCCGUACCCAGUGUUACCCCACAGCCUCCGUACCCAGGGUCCUGAGCCACGGGAAGAGUCCAACUCCUUGAUCUCCAGCAGUAAGAGUGAGCCUGCUGUGGUUAAUCCGUCCAACUCCCUGAUCUCCACGUUCUCCUGCGCCCCUUCCACCUCUGACUCUGUCAGGAUCAAGUGUCGCGAGAUGCUGUCCCAGGCUCUACAGGCCGGAGACGACUACAUCGCUAUAGGAGCUGCCUGUGAUGAACUGGGAGCUCAGAUUGAGGAAUAUAUCUUCUGUGAGUUAAAGAACACAGACCCCAAAUAUAAGAACCUUGUCAGGAGUCGCAUUGCCAACCUGAAGGUCAUCAAGAACCCCAACCUCAGGAAGAGUGUUCUCUGUGGGAAUGUCUCCCCCGACCGCAUGGCCAAAAUGACCGCUCAGGAGAUGGCCAGUGACGAGCUGAAGCAGAUAAGGAAGAACCUGACCAAAGAGGUCAUCAGAGAUCACCAGGUGUCCCAGACUGGAGGAACCCAGACCGACCUGUUCACCUGCGGCAAGUGCAAGAAGAAG
Molecule: messenger RNA, 861 nt
Organism: Coregonus clupeaformis (lake whitefish)
Lineage: Eukaryota; Metazoa; Chordata; Actinopteri; Salmoniformes; Salmonidae
Product: transcription elongation factor A protein 1-like
Exons: 6
Biological process (GO): positive regulation of transcription by RNA polymerase II; DNA-templated transcription
Cellular component (GO): nucleus
Source: RefSeq, a predicted model, not a curated record